Messenger RNA from Mesocricetus auratus (golden hamster), 773 nucleotides. RefSeq names its product guanylate cyclase activator 2A (gene Guca2a). Lineage: Eukaryota; Metazoa; Chordata; Mammalia; Rodentia; Cricetidae. Gene Ontology annotation, cellular component: extracellular region. Bases 206 to 547 code for a protein of 113 amino acids. The record is from RefSeq and is a predicted model, not a curated record. Gene Ontology annotation, molecular function: guanylate cyclase activator activity. The transcript is spliced from 3 exons.
UCAAAGUAGUGCCUGGGGAGGGGCUGGGGCUUUGUUGAUCUCUUAUCUCUCAGGCUCCCUUGGUCUUAUCUGAUGGGGCUCAACAGGCAGCAGAUGAGGCUGACAAGGUCCCAGGGUUACUGAGUAACCAUGGCCUCUUUAAAAGUCCCACUGUUUACCCCCUAACACUCAGCACGCAUCACUUCUCUGCCUGCACACUGCUGCCAUGAAUGCCUGUUUGCUGUCUAUGCUGUGCCUCCUGGGCGCCUUGGCUGUCUUGGUAGAGGGGGUCACUGUGCAGGAUGGAGACCUUUCCUUUCCUCUGGAGUCAGUGAAACAGCUUAAGGACCUCAAGGAGGUUCCAGAGCUGGUGAGUCACAAGAGGUUUGCUCCCAGGCCUCCUGUGCCUUUGGUACCUCGGCUGUGCAGCUACACUGCAUUUCCAGAAGCACUGAGACCCCUCUGCAAGAAACCCAAUGCUGAGGAGAUCCUGCAGAGGCUGAAGGCCAUUGCUCAGGACCCAAACACAUGUGAGAUCUGUGCCUACGCUGCCUGCACUGGAUGUUAGGAUGAUAUUGCUUGUCUUCUCAGCCUGCAUGGAAGUACCUUCUACCUUCUAGAAGCAGGGAUGGGGGGAAGCUGACAAAGUCCCACCCCCAGCAUCUCAACCUACUGUGCCCAGGGCAGGAAGUAGGCUGAAGAGACAGUUACCUGGGAAGUCCUACCUGGGGGCUAUGCUAAACCUCCUCGGGGACUGUGCUAACCCUCAGUCAAUAAACCAGACAACACCAGGA